AUGACUGAAGCAAUCGAACUAGAAAACUUUCACUCGCAAGCAAUGAGCCACAUUGACGGAACUAAAGACAAGCUCCUUCGAAAUUGGUUUCCUGAAGUUCAAAAUGUCUUCUACGCGUACAACAAAAAGAACGACUCGCUGCAGAAUAUGAAGUCAAAACAGCUGUGUGGCUUUUUUGAGAGUACCGCGACUUUGCUUACUCGCCAGCUUCAAAAUCUCGCACUUGACUCCAUCUAUGACUACAAAACUCUUAUCAAGCAUUCACAGGAGCCAGAUUCAACCUUUUCAUUCGUUAUUCGGCUUGUCAUCGACGGAGAACAGGUGAAAUUCGAGCCUGAAAUGUCCGAUUUCCACCAGUACAUGCGAAGCAUUACCGACGUCAUCGCAUCAGGAGUGAACCAGGUCCCAAGAGUCGAGACGAAGUUGUACUCGGAGAAACCUUUCACAAGCCGCGCUGGUGACACGGGAAAUCUACGACCGAUCAUUCUUCCGAAUAUUGUCAAAGGAGCCAAGGUCAUGAUCGACAGCGUCAUCAAUGAGGCUUCUAAAAAGCCACAAGAGCAUUUAGAAAAAGUUUUAAAGAAGUACAAGCCGCUCAUCUCCUGCGAAGCAAACGAGAAAGUGGACAAGUUUCUAUCUGAAGAGCACACAUUCCGCGAGUACCAAAAGCAAAUAAAGAACUAUCGCGGAGCUUUGAACCAAAUUCUUUACGAAGAGCCCCGAAUAAUUCAGUUCGGCAUGUUCGAGCUUCACAGUUCUGAGCUCAUCAGAAGUCUGUCCAAGCGCGUCGAAGAAAUAAUUGCCAAGUUUGUCGAUCGAAUGAAAGAUGAUCACGUCAAAUUGACUGAAGCACUCUGUUCUGAUUUCGAUGGAAUCUCAAGAAAAGCACUUUCUACGCCGAAAGAUACCGAGGACCUCAUGGCUCUUUCAGAAGAAAUCAAAGCUAUAAGAGCUCCAGGAGGCAAAAUGGCGCAGAUCGAAAAAGAUCUUCGUCAUACAAAAGAUCGCCUUCUCUUUCUUUGUGGAGAGACGCAAAUGGCCCCUCGCGACGUUAGGCUCAAUUCUGAUGUUUUCACCUGGCCAAGCAGGAUUGAAAAGGUCUUCGUCGAUCACGAAAGCAUCAUCGCUGACAAGACGAAUGUGUAUCAGGAUGAGCUGAAAAACAGGCGUGCACGAUUUCAAGAAGACCUCGAAUCCUACCAACGACAACUGGAAGAGUUCAAAGGCUUUGCGGAUCCGAACCAAGUUGACAAAUACCAUCAGAAAGCUCAAAAACUACAGCAGAAGCUCGAUAAGGCUCUCGAGACCAUUGACCAGUUCAAUUUAGAAGAAGAAGCGUAUGGAUGGGAAGUCUCAGCGUAUCCACUGAGAACUGAGGUGUCUCAGAAUUUGGCUCCAUAUGGAAGGCUGUAUGAGACUUGCGCUACAUUUGUGGCGAAUCAUGAUAAGUGGAUGCACGGAGAUAUGACCAAAAUGAACCCAGAUGACAUUGAGCAGGAGGUGAGCGGAACCUGGAGAGCUCUUUAUAAACUGGAAAAAGAACUUGGUGACAAUCCAAAAGCAAAAUCCAUCGCAACGGCGACAAAAUCUAUCGUUGAUGAAUUCAAAGAAAAUCUACCGAUCAUUUCGACAAUUUGCAAUCCUGGUCUGCGCGAACGUCACUGGACUAAAAUGGCAGAAAUAGUUGGUGUUGACAAUUUUGCUCCCGACGAAUCAAGGAUCGUGCUUCAAGUUUAUUGCCAAUAUUGCAAUGUCGAACAGUAUCUCAAAAUGGAUCUUGGAAAAUAUCUCGAACAAUUUGAUGCCGUUUCGGAAUCUGCUUCGAAAGAGUAUUCUCUCGAAAAAGCAAUGGAAAAGAUGAUCAUCGAAUGGGACGAUGUUUGCUUUACCUUGCUGCCUUAUCGAGAGACUGGAACAUCUAUCCUCUCUGGCGUCGAUGAUAUUCAAAUGCUUCUUGAUGAUCACAUUGUCAAAACUCAGACGAUGCGGGGAAGUCCUUUUAUAAAGCCGUUCGAGGAAGAGAUUAAGGACUGGGAGAGCAAAUUGUUGCUCACUCAAGAAGUUCUUGACGAGUGGCUAAAGGUACAAGCAACCUGGCUUUACCUUGAACCAAUCUUUUCCUCGCCCGAUAUCAUGGCGCAAAUGCCGGAAGAAGGACGUCGUUUUACAAAAGUUGAUAAAACCUGGCGAGAAAUCAUCAAAGUCGCCCUUCAAGAUCAGCAUGUUCUAGCUGUUAUUAAAAUUGACAAGCUACUGGAGCGACUGAUUGGCUCCAACCAACUGCUCGAAAUGAUCUUGAAAGGACUCAAUGAGUAUCUCGAAAAGAAACGACUUUACUUUCCUCGAUUUUUCUUCUUGUCAAACGAUGAGCUUUUGGAAAUUCUCUCCGAAACCAAAGAUCCAACUCGUGUUCAGCCGCAUUUGAAAAAGUGCUUCGAGGGUGUUGCGAAGUUGAAUUUCACUGACAUUCUCGACAUUACCCACAUUUUGUCAUCUGAAGGCGAAGAAGUUAAGCUUUCGCAAGAAAUAUCAACUUCGAAGGCAAGAGGUCAGGUUGAAAAGUGGCUUCUGGAAUUAGAAGAGAUCAUGGUUGACUCAGUUUGGAAGGUCUGCGGCGUCGGGUUGGAAACUUAUCCGACUCGGCCAAGAGGCCAGUGGGUCAGGGAAUACCCUGGACAAGCUGUUCUUGCCGUGACUCAAAAAUACUGGACUGAUAAUGUUACCAAUUCUAUCGUCGAAGGUCACGAGGCUAUGGAAAAAUAUUUGGAACAAUGCAACGGGGAAAUUAAUGAGAUUGUCGCACUUGUCCGGGGCAAGCUGAGCAAGCAAAAUCGAGUUACUCUUGGAGCUCUCGUUGUACUCGAUGUUCACGCUCGUGACGUCCUGCAAGUGUUGAUCAACAAGAAGAUUGAUCAGCCGAAUGAUUUUGACUGGCUGGCCCAGCUUCGAUAUUACUGGGAACCGGAUGAGGUCAGAAACGGCGACUACCACUUCGUCACUAGAAUGAUCAAUGCAUACUUGAACUACGGCUACGAGUAUCUCGGAAACUCUGGACGUCUCGUCAUCACACCACUCACCGAUCGAUGCUACAGGACAUUAUUUGGAGCGCUUAAUCUUCAUCUCGGUGGAGCGCCAGAGGGACCAGCUGGUACUGGUAAAACUGAAACAACUAAAGAUUUGGCCAAAGCAGUGGCGAAACAGUGCGUUGUAUUCAAUUGCUCAGAUGGUCUUGACUACCUUGCGCUUGGAAAGUUCUUCAAAGGACUAGCUUCUUGUGGUGCGUGGAGUUGCUUUGACGAGUUCAAUCGAAUCGAUCUUGAAGUACUCUCAGGCCAGUUCAUUGAUUAUUAA
Molecule: messenger RNA, 3351 nt
Organism: Oikopleura dioica
Lineage: Eukaryota; Metazoa; Chordata; Appendicularia; Copelata; Oikopleuridae
Source: the annotation of a GenBank genome assembly